Messenger RNA from Portunus trituberculatus (swimming crab), 2866 nucleotides. RefSeq lists its product as uncharacterized. The transcript is spliced from 11 exons. Gene Ontology annotation, biological process: mitotic cytokinesis; establishment of mitotic spindle localization. Lineage: Eukaryota; Metazoa; Arthropoda; Malacostraca; Decapoda; Portunidae. The record is from RefSeq and is a predicted model, not a curated record. Gene Ontology annotation, cellular component: spindle; microtubule. Bases 141 to 2186 code for a protein of 681 amino acids.
GACCAAUCACCGCGCGACAUUGCUGCCCGUGGCCUUUGAAAUCUAAUGUUUUGAAAAGAGGAGGCUGGUGAGGAGAGAAGCCCAUGAGUUUGAAACAGUAUUUUGACUUAUUUUCUUGAGACUUGGUGGUAUUAUUAGCUAUGGCGCUGCAUGAAUUUUCUCAGGAGGAUCUUCUUGGCAAGAAAUAUAAUGAGUUACUCAAGAUUAGCAAGACGUUCGGCAUUAAGACAUCCAAGAGAUUGAAGACAGAGAAGCUGAUAGAGGCCAUUCUGAAGUGUCAGCAAGAGGAAGUCUUUGUGUCCUUGUCCCAGGAUGCAGCAGCUGUGGCCAGUGCUCUGGAUGGUGCGACACACACUCACCAGGACACUGAGGCCGCAACAACUACCUUGGAUGGGGCAACACACUCACAACACACACCCCAAGAUGAACUGCUCCUUGAUGUGCAGUUUCCAGAUUGUGGGCCCAGGGACUUGCUGAAUUGUCACUCUGAUUCACCAACAGAUACCUCGUUGCUAGAGGACACCGUAACAGGGAAGGAAAAGGUAGCUGUGUCGGCCAGUGCAGGGCAGUGUCAGACACACAAGAGGUCAGGCACGUAUGAGGUGGAGGAGAUGGAUGCUGAAAGUUGGGGCAAUGAGGGCAGGAAGCUGCAAAGGUCGUCUACAUUUGACCUUUCCACAAGUAAUGAUACCAUCCUCCCCAUUGAUGAGAAGACUGAUGAGAACUCCAAACAAAUGAGUGUAUUGAUGGAGAAGAUCACGAUGUGCAGAACACGGAGGAAUACCUUGGCUCAGCACACCCACAAUGCACAGGGAACAGUGGGUGACAGCCAGCCAACCAACAAAGAGGGUUUGUCUAGAUCUUGCAAGCGGCGGCGUUCCCAGACUGAGCCAACCAGUAAGGAGUCUGUGCCUUCAUCUUUCCGCCGUUCUCGUUUGUCCAUAUCUUCCUCAGCCAAGCGACGCAGGCAAAGUGUGGUGGUGACUCCUUCUGCCCCAGCACCACCUCUCAGGUCUUCCUCGCUUCAGAGGCAGUCAUGUAGCACUCCAUCUAAGACACCAGCACUCAUUAAUUUCACCACCACAACCACAUCCUCCACAACCAAUGCACUGUUCACUAUUGGCUGUGGGAACAAGAAAGAUGCUGUAGAAGGAGUACAAAAUGGCAAACCAGGCACUCAAGACAAAGCAGCAUCAGCUAUUCCACGUUUCAUGUCCUACGCUCGUCGCUUGAAGGUACCAAACUUUGCACGCAUUCACGAACAAGCCUUUCAGCGCAUGGACAGCCUGGAUGAUUAUGUUGGGAAGCGCAGGGCUCGACAUGACACUUUGGGUAGCACCACCAAGAAAAAGCAGCAAGACAAAGCAGAAGUGUUCCAACCAAGUGUCACAAGUGUCAAGAAUCUGAACUUCAACUUUACUGGAGAGUCAGCAGCUGAAGUUCAUGAUGAAACCAAGGCUUCUCAAACUGUAAUUAAGCACAGGACUGCCCCCAGCCAUUCACAACCCAGAGAUACAAUGAUCAAGAGUUCAAAGAAGUCUGUAAAUACUCCACAAGAUGCCAGGGUGUCAAGAAGAAUUACCCAGGAAGUCAAGCCAGCCAAUGUCUUCACUUCCUCAGCCAAGAAAAGUGUGGCAAGGAAGUCACCAAGACUGUCUUGUAAACCUCCCCUAAAUAGUGCACACAAGAUUUCUCCAAGGCAAGCUCUCAAGACACCAUUAAAUCUAGGAAAGGAAUGUCAGAAUCAAAAGCAGAGCCAUGAAAUGUCUCCCAAAACAGAGGAUAACACUCUCCCCACAACAGGGCGGAAGUUGAGGACAGGUGAUAGGCCUAAGGCAUCACCAAGGCUCACCAAGAAAAUCCCAACAGUGACCUUUCCCGCAUUUGGUUCACACCUGAAGGAGAACUGUUGUCCAGGUCCUAAUGAGGCUGACAGUCCUGCCUCUGUCCGCAAGAGGAUGCAAGAUUACUCUAAAAGUGUUGCUGCCUCUGCAAGAUCCUAUGUUCCUUAUAAAGGUGGUGUGAAACCAAUGAAACAACGUGACAACCUCAAGAACUUGGCUCAACGGAAACACAAUGUGAAAUCUAGCAAAGAGAUCCGGGAGGGACAGAAGAACAUUUUGAAAGGAGUGCGAUUGAACAAGAGGUUUGAGCUUCAGAUGGCAAAUAGAGGGAUCAAGCUGUAGUUUUUGGUAAGGCAGAGUCUGGUUUGCUUAUAGAGAUUGCAGGAGUCUCACUUGUCAACCAAAACAAGGUCUCUUAUAUUGAAAUUAGUCUUAAAUGUCUUUGAUGUUUUCCAUCUGUUGCAUGGUCAUGAGCUAGUUUGAAAUGUAGUCACAAUAUUUCUUGCCCGUCACAAAGGUAACUUAAUGGUUGAAAUGAUAGAAUUGGCAGCCAUUCUUCUUUGUGUUUACUUCUUCACUGAGACAGGUUUGAUAUCUUGUCUUGGCCACCACUCCCUUUAAUGGGGAUCUGUAUUCUGGUUAUUGUUCCUUCAUGUGUUGUUGUAAUGCUGGACUUGUCUAAAUUGAUACAAGUACUCGUGUUGUAUUAUUGUGGUAUUUUAUAUACAAAGGAACAUAACUGCUGCAAGUUUUGAAUAAUUUAAGGGAUUAGUUUUCAUCAUUUAAGGAGUGUCUUUUAGAAUAUUGUCUGUACUUAUAAACAUAUAACUGGGCUAUCUCCUUUUCAUGGAAAAUCAGCCUGGUAUAGCCUAUAUAUAUAUAUAUAUAUAUAUAUAUAUAUAUAUAUAUAUAUAUAUAUAUAUAUAUAUAUAUAUAUAUAUAUAUAUAUAUAUAUAUAUGUUUCAUCAGUUUCCUCUUCCCAUUGGUUAGCCUUUCAUUUAAUUAAAAGAUAAUCAGCUAUA